This is a messenger RNA of Ruditapes philippinarum (Manila clam), 1143 nucleotides long. RefSeq lists its product as uncharacterized. NCBI's taxonomy places the organism in Eukaryota, Metazoa, Mollusca, Bivalvia, Venerida, Veneridae. Gene Ontology annotation, molecular function: nucleic acid binding. The transcript has a single exon. Gene Ontology annotation, biological process: DNA integration. The record is from RefSeq and is a predicted model, not a curated record. Bases 1 to 1143 code for a protein of 380 amino acids.
AUGAGGGACAGUAAUGGCGGAACUGAAACCAAGUUCGAGUAUCUCGAGCGAAUCUACACGGAUCCAUCACAUCCGGCGAGUUUCAGCGGACCCCGGCGGCUGAAGAGAGAGGUAGACCGAGAAGGCAGAUUCAAAAUAAGCAGAAAAGAAAUAGUUUCAUUCCUGGAGUCUCAGGACACGUACAGUACCAACAGACCGGUUCACAGGCGUUUCAAAAGAAAUAGGAUUAUGGUGAGUGGCGUUCAUCAGCAGUACGACAUGGACCUCUGCGACAUGAGUAAACUGAGGCGCUACCGCGGCAACCGGGGAACCCGCUAUCUUCUGACCGUAAUAGACGUGUUUAGCAGAUUUGCAUUUGUAAGACCACUUCGCAACAAGACAGGGCAGGUCGUGGCUAAAGCACUAGAAGACAUUAUGACGUCCGGUUCGAAACCCGAGCGUUGCCGGUCAGACAAGGGCGCCGAAUUUAGAUGCAAGCCGGUUACCGACUUGCUGCAGAGGCUGGGAGUCAAACAGUACUUCAGUACUUCUGAUCUAAAGUGUCAGUCAGUCGAACGCCUGAACCAGACUCUUAAAGGUGCCAUUUACAAGUGGUGCUACCAGAACAGAUCGUUUGCUUACGUAACGGUACUGGACGAACUGGUCAGAGGAUACAAUCACCGGGUGCAUUCAUCUCUCUUUGGACUCAGUCCAAGCGAGGUGAACGAAUCCAACCAAGCCAAACUGUGGAAUCUGAUGUACGUUGCAAAGGCCGGUGGCGAAAAACAAAGAAACCGAAUGUUUAAGUACCAGGAGGGCGAUCUGGUGAGGGUUAGUUUGGCCAGGCGGACUUUUGAGAGAUCUUACAUUCAGAAAUUCACGUCACAAAUAUACAAGAUACGGGGGCGGGUCUAUAGGGAGAACGUGCCGGUCUACCUCUUGAUGGAUCUAGAGGAGGAGCCAAUCAAAACGGCAUUCUACGAACCCGAGCUUCAGAGAGUCCGGAAAAACCUAGAGGACGCUAGCGACUGGGAAAUUGAAAGAAUUCUCAAGAGAAAAAAGUCCGGCAAGGCUCAGGAGAUUCUGGUUCGAUACCGGGGACUGGGACCCAAGUUUGACAGGUGGCUAUCGAGAGCUUCACUAAACAGGAAGAAAAACACUUAA